GUUGCAGAUAUGCAUCUGUAAAAUAACAGCAUACAAAAUAUGGUAUUGUGGGUGGUGUGGGACAUCGGAUGGAGGUGGGAUGGAGGAUGGCACGCACAUACACGCACACAGGGAGGGUGGAGGCUGACGAUGGGGGGUGGCCGCUGGCCGGGUGCCAACCCAGUGAAACAAUGACGGGCGGUGUAGGAGCAAGUUGAAACAAUAGGUGAGUGACGAGUGUUCGCCGAUCGGGGGGGGGGGGGGAACGGACGACAGGCCGCCUUGAUUGAUGGACAAGGUCACGACCCAGAGUCGUGGGCGAAGUUAGUGAGAUAGCACCGUCACCACUUCACAGGUGCGGUUUUAAUUGAAAGACCGGUACACUCGGCCGUGCGAACAGUUUUGUUUUCUUUGCCACCAACGGGACACUGGUGCUGAAUGAGACAAUUAGCAGGGCUUCUGCUUACGCAAAAAAUUGCGUACAGUACGCAUUAAAAGUUCGGAGGACCCCUUCAAUUUUCGUCAAUGAGGUCCCCUUCAAAUUUAGGCAAAGAACAGGGACCCCUUAAAAAUCUGAAGAAGGGGUCAAGGACCCCAAAGAAUUUAGCCUUAGCAGAAGCCCUGAAUUAGACUGAGUGUCGCGGCACUGCGGCAGUCAGAGGUUGAUGUGGCCGACCGCGAGAAAGAGGAACGGUAGAUGUCAUAGGAUGUCAUAGGUACCCGAGUAUAGCGCGGUGGGAUGUAGUCACUUUAGUUAAAGAUCGAUAGUGUCAGGACAAGUUCAUUGUAGUUCAGAGGGACCACGUGCUCUUGUGGCAUAUAAGCUAGGACAGAGCGGUAGUCGGGGCCUUUCCUAAACACACUAGCAUGGACUAUACCGUCUUUGAGCGUCGGAGAGAGAGAAUGCGUUGUGCCCAGGUUCGCCAGGGCCAGCACUAUAUCGACUGGCAUUAGAAUAAACGAUCUGGAACCCACGAGAGUGUUGAAUCUUGUUGUUGUGGAUGGACUGGGGAAAGAGCCCGCAUCUAAACCUGUUCCAAAAAAAUCUUCCAUAUAUUAUAAAGGAAAUCAUGAAAGCUCCACUUCCAGCUUCAACAGUGGGCUUACCUCACUCCACCAAUGACCCCAGACAAAACUGACAAAACCAUCUGACUCUUCAAAUAAAUACAAACACUACAAUACAGCGCUCUGUUUGAGUGUAGAUACUUUAUAUUAUAAUUCACAUAUUAAAUAUAUAUAUAUAUCAAAACAUACUAUAAGAGGAUUUCUUCAAUAGCAAAGGAUUCCAAAAUACUCGCGGGUACAAAACAAAGCGACCGGAAGUUGACAGAAGCUUCGAAGCUGGAUCCAUGCCGCCGCCGACAUGAGUUGUCAACACUGUCCCAGUGCGUGCGCCUAGAGAUGCCUGUCCUUUGGUUCUUUAUUGUCUCUGGUUUCACAGUCGCACUGGCGAGAGUGAUCGAGCGCCUGUGGCGUAAUGCUUGGCGGCAGCUGUUGGUGUUUGGGUGGCGGCCACCUAUGAAAAAUAUCCUCUUAAAUGCAUUUCUGGGGUAUAUAAAUUGUUUAUAUGCUCAACUCGUGCCGAUAGUUGAAGAUCUUAUACCGACUAAACAGAUUAAAGCACUGAAAUGGACUUAACAUCGUUUGCUUUCCCUUUUGGGCAUUUCAUCUGUUGCUGUGAUAGGUUGCUUACUACUAAGGCAUUACAUGGGUGGUGGUUGGUUCUUUGGCAAAGAACGCAUUCCAGGCAAAACAGUUAUCAUCACUGGAGCAAACACAGGGAUCGGAAAAGAAACUGCUUUAGAAAUGGCUCGACGAGGUGGUCGAGUUAUACUUGCCUGUCGUGACAUGGUAAAAGCACAGAAUGCUUGUGAAGAAAUUAAAAGAGAGACUGGAAGCAAUAAUGUUGUGAUAAAGAAACUCGAUCUUUCAAGCAUGAAAUCUAUCAGAGAAUUUGCUGAUGACAUCAAUACUAACGAACAGCAGGUGAACAUCCUCAUCAACAAUGCAGGUAUCAUGUUCUGUCCCAAGAUGGUUACAGAGGAUGGUUUUGAGAUGCAGCUGGGUGUCAAUCAUCUUGGCCAUUUCCUGCUCACCAUGCUGUUGCUGGAGAAGAUCAAGGCUUCAGCUCCCAGUCGCAUCGUUAACCUGUCCAGUCUGACGCACAACGUUGGUGCUAUAAAGUUUGAUGAUCUGAACAGUGACAGAUCGUAUAGCCCAAUACAAGCUUACGCACAGAGCAAGCUUGCUAAUGUGCUGUUUACUCGUGAACUUGCAAAGAGACUGGAAAACACAGGAGUCACAGUAUACGCCGUGCACCCUGGUGCUGUAGUCACUGAACUUCUCCGACAUGUAGUUAUCACUAAUUGGAAAAUUUUCCGCAUUUUGAUGAAGCCUAUCCUUUGGCUACUGUUUAAGUCACCUGCACAAGGAACACAAACUACACUGUACUGUGCACUGGCAUCAGAGUUAGAAGGGGUGUCCGGAAAAUACUACAGUGACUGCAAGGAAAAGUCUCCUUCCAAAGCAGCUCAAGAUGAUGCAGCAGCCAAGAAGCUGUGGGCUGUCAGUGAAAAGUGGACAGCUUUCGCACACCUGAGCCAUUCUGAGACUGGAACUUGCCUCCCAGAACACGUUGCUUGCUAUGGUGCUCUUUUGUAAUAUUACACGUAACGUUUUCUCCUUUAAAAUCGCUAAGGGCUAGCUCAGUAUAUCCUUAAAACCUCCAUAUUAAGACAUGCUAAAAUCUAUUACAAUUGAGUCUUAACAAAAAGGGUUCAUAUUUCAAUCAGUUUGUUUUUAUUCCUCAAACCAUGACAUCAAACACCUAUAGAUUCAAGUUCAUUUGUUUAUGUGAUUUGUUCUCUAAAUAUGUAUUGCUAAGUGCCUUUUUUAUAUUUAGAUUAUUGGUGAAGUUGUUCGAACUUGCAUGGCUCUGUUGAUAAUAUUUAACAUUAUUGUAAGCUACUCCUGUCGCUGGAGAUCGAGUAGUCUUUUGAGUCUGAAUGGAUUUGACUUUCGGUGUUAGCAGAUUACGGUAGCUAUGACUGCAGCGACACGUUUCUGUCGAAAUGACCGGUGAUCCAUAGAGCAAUUAGUCUCUUUCAAAUGUACUUAAUGUGAUUUCUGCAGAAAUAGUAAGAUGUGGUAAGGGGUAAUUAAUGUACUUAAUUUUGUUAUACCACGCAACCUUUGCACAAAAAUCGUAAUAGAGCAAAAACUAUGUUGUAAAAGAGAUGCUAUUUAUGUAGUAUAAUACGUCUGUGCACAAUUUUCGGGUCGUAACUAAGAGGGGGUCGUAAUUGGAAAGUCUUAAUGAAGGUGUUUUAUAGUAUUAAUAAUAGGAGAAUUUUGAAUAGUUCAGUAUCACACUUGAAUGGGAGCGUCCUCUCCAAAUGUUCAGCAGAGUUAAGUGCAACAUAUACAAGCUUCGGACCUAGGUGGAAAUAAUUAUUGUGUAUAUAUUUGAUCCUUUUACACAUUUCUUUCUUAAUUAUAUUUUGUUUUGCGUAUCAAA
Pomacea canaliculata is the source of this 3496-nucleotide messenger RNA. RefSeq names its product retinol dehydrogenase 13-like. The coding region runs from base 1687 to 2640 and encodes 317 amino acids. The transcript has 7 exons. Lineage: Eukaryota; Metazoa; Mollusca; Gastropoda; Architaenioglossa; Ampullariidae. The record is from RefSeq and is a predicted model, not a curated record.